GCGGAUAUAGUGAAUGCAUGGUCCGGGGAGACCGGAUAUAGUGAAUGCAGGGGUCCGGGGAGACCGGAUAUAGUGAAUGCAGGGUCCGGGGAGACCAGAUAUAGUGAAUGCAGGGUCCGGGGACCGAACAUAUAGUGAAUGCAGGGUCCGGGGAGAGCGGAUAUUAAUGAAUGCAGGGUCCGGGGAGAGUGGAUAUAGUGAAUGCAGUGUCCGGGAGAGUGGAUAUAGUGAAUGCAGGGUCCGGGGAGAGCGGAUAUAGUGAAUGCAGGGUCCGGGAAGAGCGGAUAUAGUGAAUGCAGGGUCAUGGGGAGAGCGAAUAUAGUGAAUGCAGGGUCCGGGG
Staurois parvus is the source of this 340-nucleotide messenger RNA. The record is from the annotation of a GenBank genome assembly. NCBI's taxonomy places the organism in Eukaryota, Metazoa, Chordata, Amphibia, Anura, Ranidae.